Molecule: messenger RNA, 1777 nt
Organism: Syngnathoides biaculeatus (alligator pipefish)
Lineage: Eukaryota; Metazoa; Chordata; Actinopteri; Syngnathiformes; Syngnathidae
Gene: yipf6
Product: Yip1 domain family, member 6
Exons: 2
Coding region: 164-886 (240 amino acids)
Biological process (GO): endoplasmic reticulum to Golgi vesicle-mediated transport
Cellular component (GO): trans-Golgi network; membrane
Source: RefSeq, a predicted model, not a curated record
GAAGAAGAAGGCGACGGAAGUAAACAAAUCUUCGGCUGACGUGGAGCUACUGCAACUACUUUGAUUGACAAAACAAUAUUCGACAUUUAUUUAUUUGAACACAAGUAAGAAGCGCAUCGAUUCGUCGUCGAUCUUGAGCCCAUCGACCCGUGCCGCAGCUAAAAUGUCGUCGGCCCCGGCGGACACCAGCCGCCCGUUCGCCGGCCUGCCGUCGGUGUCGGUGCCGGAGGACAUCCCAGUUGAGGGCGACAUCUCCGUCCCCGUAGCGGACUCGGCCUCCUCCUCCUCCUCCUUCGGCGGCGGGCGCGGCGACGACGACGAGCUGUCGACGCUGGACGAGCCGGUGAAAGAGACCAUCCUCAGGGACCUGCGCGCCGUCGGCAAGAAGUUCGUGCACGUCCUGUACCCCAAGCGGAGUUCGGAGCUGCUGCGGGACUGGGACCUGUGGGGCCCGCUGCUGCUCUGCGUCACCCUGGCGCUGCUCCUGCAGGGCGGCGCCGCCCAGUCCGGGGACCAGGGGGGUCCGCAGUUCGCAGAGGUGUUUGUCAUCGUGUGGUUCGGCUCCAUCAUCAUCACGCUCAACUCCAAGCUCCUGGGCGGCACCAUCUCCUUCUUCCAGAGUCUGUGCGUGCUGGGCUACUGCAUCCUGCCGCUGACGGCGGCCAUGGUGGUGUGCCGCCUGGUCCUGCUGGGCGCCGCGGGCGCGGUCAGCUUCGCCGUGCGCCUGGCCGUCGUGGCGGCGUCCUUCGGCUGGUCCACCUUCGCCUCCACCGCCUUCCUGGCCGGCAGCCAGCCCCCCAAGCGCAAGGGUCUGGUGGUCUACCCCGUCUUCCUCUUCUACUUUGUCAUCAGUUGGAUGAUCCUGACGUUCUCGCCGGAGCAGUAGAAGAAGAAGAAGCAGCGGCGGAUUGGCCAAAGGACAAAAAGCGGAUGAGUUCUUGGAAAGGCUCCUUUUUUUUUUUUUUUUUUUUAAAUGCGCUCCUCACGAAAAGCUCCCGCUCUUGGGCUUUGGGCAAAAUCUCCAGAAGACCAGUCCGCUAAAGUCCAUCGUCCUCCCUAUUUGGGGUGGGUGACCCCAAAUCGAACUAGCGUUAAGCCAAUCGCGUGGCACACGUAGACGCGUAUUCGCGAUCCCUUUCCCACCGACAGACAAUUUAGUCUUCCGUGAAGCUGGCGUCAGUGGAGCGACUCUGACAAACGUUCAAAUCCCGCACAGGAAGGUCCCAAAAGUGCGGAAACCUUCACGACACGUCAGCAGAUCCUUCAGGGCAGGCCUUGCUUUUUAAAGCCACGGCACUCAAAAGUCACAGAUACGACAGUCAAACGGCCACGUUAUUGUGACUGAUAACACAAAAUCCGAUUCAACCACAUUCACACACAAGGGCAAAAGGUCAAAAUGCAAUUGUUUUGUUUUUUUUUUUUUUAUUCUAAAGCCCAAUACGACAAAUGUUUCGUGAGGAGUGUGCGUGUGUGUGGUUUUUGUUACGGUGGAGAUCAAUCACCCACCGGAAGUUGACAAGACUUGUUUGUCGCGCAGUGAAUGAAAAUCUGCCCUUUGUCUUUUUUUUUUUUUUUUUUUUUCCCCCCCACAUUACAGCACCUAAUAAAUUUUCCUUUCCAUACAGAAAACACUAGACGGGAUGUAAAUAUGACGAUUUUGUGGGAAAGAUGCGGAAUUUGUUUUGGUGACGGGACUCUUGUGCUAUUUUUUUUUUUCCGUUUGUGCAAACGAGCUGUAAUAUUUCUCAAUUAAAAUAAACCUAGCCAUGUGAUGUCA